AUGGCGGCCGCGCAGCGGAUAAUCGCGCUUAGGGCCGCCAGGGCGUACAGGACGGUUUCCUACAUGGGGGCGACAGCCCUCGCGGGAAUCUCCCCUAUAAAGCUCCUGGCCAAAUUAUACGCCAAAAUGUAUGAGGCGGCCAGUGAGAUAAGGAGGGUACACGGGGUGAUCCUGCCGAGGGCCAAACAGGCGCUGAGGCUUCAAACCAGGGAGGCCCUCCUCCAGGACUGGAAGGCGUACCUUGCGGACCUGCUGCAGACGCAACGGCCGCAAAGGGUCUAUGGGAGGAGGGUCCUCGAAGCGGUCCAGCCAAUACUCGAGGAGUGGGUGGAGGGCAGCAAAAAGAGGUUUGCUGCCUUCCACGCGGUGCAGGUGGUAACAGGCCAUGGAUGUUUUGGCGACUACCUGCACCGCAUCGGGAAGGAGCGCACCACACGCUGCCACUACUGCCCCGAGGCGGUGGACACGGCGCAGCACACCCUAGAGGUGUGCCCAGCGUGGGACGAGGAGCGCCGUGUCCUCGGGGCAGCGAUAGGUCAGGACCUCUCUCUCCCGGCGGUGUUAGCCGCUGUGGCAGAGCCAGGGGAUAUCGGGAGGGAGAGGUGGAAAAAGUUCGUCUCCUUCUGCGACGCUGUUAUGUCGCGGAAGGAGGCGGACGAGAAAAUUAGGAGGGGAGAGGUUUCUCCUCCCACGUCGUCGGAAAGUGAGAGCUCCGGCUCCGGCUCCGGCGACGAUGGGAGCGACUAA
This is a messenger RNA of Temnothorax curvispinosus, 747 nucleotides long. RefSeq lists its product as uncharacterized. The transcript has a single exon. Bases 1 to 747 code for a protein of 248 amino acids. The record is from RefSeq and is a predicted model, not a curated record. NCBI's taxonomy places the organism in Eukaryota, Metazoa, Arthropoda, Insecta, Hymenoptera, Formicidae.